This is a messenger RNA of Punica granatum (pomegranate), 1569 nucleotides long. Lineage: Eukaryota; Viridiplantae; Streptophyta; Magnoliopsida; Myrtales; Lythraceae. The record is from RefSeq and is a predicted model, not a curated record.
UCGAGAGAUUGAGAUCAAACAGAAAUGGAGAUUCUUCAUUUCAGCCACGAGCACCCGUUGGUACUAGAUAGGAUCGAGAACGGGAGCGAGAUGUGCAACUUAUGCUCGAAAACGAUCCAUCGUCUCGCCUUCGCUUGUUCUGACUGCGGGUUCCUCCUUCACAAGAGUUGCGCGAAAUUGCCCCGAGAAAUGGGGUCCCACCCUCUCCAUCCGCAGCACCCUCUUGUCCUCGUCCCCAGUCAUCCCGACUCGUCAGAGCCAUUUAAAUGCAGUCUCUGCGAAAAGACGUGUUCCGGGUUCGUCUUCAGAUGCAGCAACUGUGACUAUAGCGUCGGCGUGGAUUGCUUCCUGAGGACUCAGCCAUACCCAGAUCUGCCCUCACGACAAAAGACGAGAAAAAUCCAUCACCUCAGCCACCAGCAUGGCUUGUUGCUCCGCUAUUACGGAGAGAAGAAUUCCAUGAGACAAAGUUGCCGAGGAUGCGAGAUGCCAGCUUCUGGUCCAACGUACUACUGCCCCGAAUGCCCGCAAUUUGCGUUGCACAAGUCCUGCUCUGAGUCCCCUCAACAGAUUCAGCAUCCCUUUCACCCACUGCACCCUCUCAUUCUCCACACAAAAUCUCCUUAUCCUUCAGAAAAUUUAUAUUGUGACGCAUGCAGAAAGACCAUUCGCAACGGAUUCGCCUUCCACUGUUCAAAUUGCAAGUUCGACCUAGACGUCGCUUGCAUCUCUCGAAUGCCCACCCUGAGGCAUAAGAAGCACGACCAACACCCGCUCGCGUUUUUUGAGGAUAUGGGUGUCGAGGUUACCUGCAAUGUCUGCGGAAAAAAGUGUCGAGAAUAUAUCUACCGCUGCACAGCCUGCAACUUCAAUGCGCAUUGCACUUGCUUGCCAUUUGCAAGCACCGUGAAGCAUAAGAAACACCAACAUUCCCUAUUCCUUAAGGAUUCCGUAGUUAAAGGUGAUUCGGGUUGGUUUCCUUGUGAGGUUUGCAAAAAGAGAAUCACACCGAAGCAUCGGGUUUACUAUUGUGAGGAUUGCAGCUAUGGUGUUCAUAUCGAAUGCGUCGACUCCGAGGACCAUCUUGAUCCUCACAUGGCGAAGAUGCUUGAAGAUUUCACAAAAGUCCAAGCUGAGGCAGAUGCUUUGGCAGUGGAACUGAAACUGGAGGAGCAAGCAAUAUCAGCAAAGUUGCAGAAUUUCUUUGGGAAAUAUUCGAGCAUGUUGAAUAAACAAUCGGAGCUCAAGGAGAAGCUGAAGAAGGGCAUCUAAUAAGCAACUCGGAGUGAUCUUUCAAAUGAAAAUGGUAUUAAGUUUACGGCGUUAAGUUUACAGCUGAGACUCGUAUCGCGACUUGAAACUACCAAAGAUUCAAGCCGUUCUAAAUGCAUCAGCUUUGCACAGCAAUUAUAUGUCGACAGGAUGUAACUAAGCGUGCCAAAAUAGAGUCGAGUAUCUACAGCACAGAAUAAUAGGCAAGUGUAAUUCUAAAUCUGGAAACAGGAUUCCAUUUGUACAUGUACAACACAAGGAUCAACAAAGUAGAUAGCAACACGGUGCUAAAAUAUC